AUCUUUAUCUCCCUACAUUCAUUAUCCAAAAAAGUAAAAUAAAAAACAAAAUAGAGGGUGGCUUAUCUUCUUAGUUCUUCCACAAUGAGUUGCAAUCACUGUUGUUCAUCACCUGUUUACUUGGUUUCCACACAGAAAAAUUAUAGCCAAAAUUGUAAAACACAAACCAAAUUAUGUUGCCAAUUUUCAAAAAACAGGCGUUUAAAUAAUAAAAUCUCAAAAGUUGGUGUUUUUGCUUUGAAAGUGGAGAGUUUUACAAGCAUUGCUGUUGCUAAACCUGCUGAUAUUUCUGUUUUAAUCCAAACAAGUGCAUUGCUGAUCUCUGUCUAUUUGAUAGCCAAUUUUGUUGUCCCACAAUUUAUCUCCAAAAGUUUUGAGUUGGACAAAGAGGCUGAAAAUGAGAAAACUGACAUCGACUCCGUGAAUGACAGAAACUCAAAGACGGGAGUGCGUGGUUUCAACAGCACCAAACCCAAAUAAAGAUUUUUCACAAGAGUAAGAAUGUACGAUUGCGUACAUGGUACAUCUAGUGUCCUCAAACCGUCUACAUAAAGCUAUUUUUAAGGACAUUGGAAAAAUGAAAUGUCGUUGAUUCAUUAGUAAUAAUGUGUGUGUGAAUAUAGUUUUUGUACAAGAGAGUAUCAGAAGAUACAACAGGCAAGAACAAAAAUUCCAUACAUUUCUGUAGUUCUCUUUUCAUUAACAAAAAAAUAAUUACAAUUUUAUCAACGAAA
Molecule: messenger RNA, 734 nt
Organism: Amaranthus tricolor (Joseph's coat)
Lineage: Eukaryota; Viridiplantae; Streptophyta; Magnoliopsida; Caryophyllales; Amaranthaceae
Exons: 2
Coding region: 85-480 (131 amino acids)
Source: RefSeq, a predicted model, not a curated record